This is a messenger RNA of Colletotrichum chrysophilum, 504 nucleotides long. RefSeq lists its product as uncharacterized. The transcript has 2 exons. Lineage: Eukaryota; Fungi; Ascomycota; Sordariomycetes; Glomerellales; Glomerellaceae. The coding region runs from base 1 to 504 and encodes 167 amino acids. The record is from RefSeq and is a predicted model, not a curated record.
AUGGACCUCAGCAGCAUGCCGCAAACCUUCAAAGAUGCCGUCGCCGUGACACGAUAUCUUGGCAUGCGAUACAUCUGGAUCGACUCUCUCUGCAUCGUGCAAGACGACGUUCUGGAUUGGGAGUACGAAGCCGCCAGGAUGGCUGACGUCUACGGCUUCGCCUAUCUGGUUCUGGGCGCAUCGUCUGCGUCUGACGGUACAAAGGGCUUCCUGGGCCGCCGCCAUUACUCCGGGUGCAGCGUGACGGUCCCCUGCUCAGCGAGCCCGCGCAAAUUCAGCAAAAUCCACUAUCGACCGGUGUUGAACCACAGGAAGGCGCUGUUCUCCGCAAACUUUGAUGGUCCAUUGUCAGAGCGCGGAUGGGCUUUCCAAGAGAGGGCUCUUGCUAAGCGCUUCGUUUCAUUCGGCGAGUUCGAGCUCCAGUGGGCUUGUCGCUCACUUGAAGACUGCGAAUGCGACGAAUUCGACCUCAGGAAAUCCCAGGAUUGUGGAGAAAAGAACUAG